Cotesia congregata is the source of this 1077-nucleotide messenger RNA. The record is from the annotation of a GenBank genome assembly. Lineage: Eukaryota; Metazoa; Arthropoda; Insecta; Hymenoptera; Braconidae.
AUGUCUAGUGAAAGUGUGAAAACGUUUGCUAGUCUUGAAACUCCUGGAUAUGUUGGCUUUGCUAAUUUGCCGAAUCAAGUUCAUCGAAAAUCUGUGAAAAAAGGAUUUGAAUUUACAUUGAUGGUUGUUGGAGAAUCUGGGCUAGGAAAGUCGACUUUGGUCAAUAGCCUCUUUUUAACUGAUUUAUAUCCUGAGCGAACUAUACCGGACGCUGUUGAAAAAACUAAUCAAACAGUCAAGUUGGAUGCUUCUACGGUUGAAAUUGAAGAGCGAGGGGUAAAACUUAGAUUAACAGUGGUUGACACGCCCGGAUAUGGAGAUGCAAUUGACAACACAGAUAGUUUUAGAGCAAUUAUUCAAUACAUUGAUGAUCAAUUUGAACGAUUCCUUCGCGAUGAAAGUGGAUUAAAUCGAAGGAACAUUGUUGACAAUAGAAUACAUUGUUGCUUUUAUUUUAUUUCGCCAUUUGGUCAUGGAUUAAAACCUUUGGAUAUUGAAUUUAUGAAGCAGCUUCACAAUAAAGUCAACAUUGUACCAGUAAUUGCCAAAGCUGACGUGCUGACAAAAAAAGAAGUUUUGCGUUUAAAGAAACGUGUAAUGGAAGAAAUAGAGAGCAAUGAAAUUAAAAUUUAUCCCUUGCCUGAUUGUGAUAGCGAUGAAGAUGAAGACUAUAAAGAACAAGUCCGACAACUGAAAGAAGCAGUGCCAUUUGCAGUAUGUGGAGCAUCUACAUUGCUUGAAGUUAAAGGACGAAAAGUCCGGGGACGAUUGUAUCCUUGGGGCGUUGUUGAAGUUGAAAAUCCUGAUCACUGUGACUUUAUCAAACUUCGGACAAUGCUUAUUACUCAUAUGCAAGAUUUACAAGAGGUUACUCAAGAAGUACACUACGAAAAUUAUCGAAGUGAGAGAUUGGCCAAAGGAGCUCCUGUACCGCCUCGAAGAACAACAGCCGUUGAUCCUGAAAAAACUGUCGGAUCAGAAAAAGAUCGUAUUCUUCAAGAGAAAGAAGCAGAAUUACGAAGAAUGCAAGAAAUGUUAGCUCAAAUGCAAGCACAAAUGCAACAGCAACAGCCAUAA